GAGACCUGUAGUUCCGCCUGGGGGUCCGGCGCCCGCCGCUCCCCCGGGGGCCCGUCGCCCCGCCCGGGGGCCCAAGGCCCGCCGCCCCGCCCGGGGGCCCGGUGCCCGCCGCCCCGCCCAGGGGCCCGGUGCCUGCCGCUCCGCCUGGUGGCCCGCUGCCUGCCGCUUCGUCUGGUAGGCCCGAUGUGCCUCUGCCCGGAGUCCAGCCCGAUGUGCCUCUGCCCGGAGUCCAGCCCGAUGGCCCUCUGCCCGGAGUCCAGCCCGGUGUGCCUCUGCCCGGAGUCCAGCCCGCCGCCCGAUGUGCCUCUGCCCGGAGUCCAGCCGCCC
Messenger RNA from Staurois parvus, 327 nucleotides. Lineage: Eukaryota; Metazoa; Chordata; Amphibia; Anura; Ranidae. The record is from the annotation of a GenBank genome assembly.